AUCACGUAAACACUGUCUCAGCCACACUUGAUACACUACGCUCGUAAAUAAUACUUAUUUUGACUUGUAUAUGUCAUUAGCAAGUGUUGUGACGCAGGUGAGGCACACCUUGUGAAGCUCCACACAAUAUUCCUGGCAGGAAAGUUCUAUCUCUUCUCAAAUGGAUGAGAUAACUUGUAUUUGAACCUUGUUUAGCAGUUGUGUUGUUGUGCUGGAGUGCCUGGGGAAGGCUGGCUGGCUCCUCCUCACUUGCUCCACCAUUUAUUAUUCUCCUGCACUAGUUCCACCUUAGUCAUCAUGGCCCCUAGGAGGAUCGGCAUAAUUGGCUAUGGACAUCUGGGUCAAUACCUGACCCAGGCUGUCUUGGAGCGACCUGACUUGGACCUGGCAUUCGUCUGGAAUCGCACCUCAGCCUCCCUGGAGACUCGCCUAGAGGACAGACAGAUUUGUCGGGACUUAGAGGACUGUGCAUCCUACUCCCCUGACCUGGUUGUUGAGGUGGCCCAUCCUCUCAUCUCUCACAAGUAUGGAUCAAUGUUACUUGGUGUUGCGGACUACAUGGUUGGGUCACCUACUGCUCUGGCCACACAAGCAGUGGAAGAGGAGCUGCGGGAAGCAGCCACCUCACAUGGUCUCUACCUGCCAGCAGGAGCUUUCUGGGGGGCUGAAGACAUACUCAAGAUGGCUGAUCGUGGAACACUCAAGGCCCUGAAAGUUACAAUGACAAAGCAUCCAAGUUGCUUUAAACUUGAGGGAGACCUACAAGUGAAAAAUGCACUAGUAAGUGGUAGUAAGCAGGUGACUCUGUAUGAUGGACCAGUACGACAACUGUGUCAUCUUGCACCCAACAAUGUCAAUACUAUGGCUGUUGCUGCCAUGGCUGCUCACAACCUUGGCUUUGAUGGUGUACAAGGAUGCCUCAUCUCUAACCCGCUAUUAACAGACUGGCACAUAGUUGAAGUUGAGGUGACUGGCCCCGAGGUUGCUGGGAAAAACUUCACUGUGAAGACAAUCCGUAGUAACCCUGCCAGUGUAGGAGCUGUAACUGGUACAGCUACUUAUGCAUCUUUCCUCUCCUCAAUGGUUCGAGCUGGAGGUCAAGGGGCAGGAGUUCAUUUGUGUUAGGUGUCUAUUUGUAAUAAUCAUAAUAGUAUAAUACCUGUGCUUCUUCCCUUAUCUUCAUAAUAUGGAUGAAAAAAAGAUACAAAUUGGAAAUUUUUCCAUAUUCAUUUAUUUAAGAUAAAAAAAAAAAUUCAUUUAUAGUACCAUUUUAUUAUUCUCAAAACUAAGUGCUGCAACUAGAUUGUUAGUAGUAAUGAAGGAGUGUUAUCAUGCAAGAGCAAGUGUACUUGAGUGGAGUGCAUUAAUGCAUGUGUAUGUGUAUUAGCUAAGUUGUUUUUCCCAGGGCUGAGUCUCAGUUCCUGGCCUCUGUCUCUUAAAACUGUGCAUGUUGUUUGCCUUCACUUCUCAUCAGAUUCAUUCCAGUAUUUGCUGUCCUAAUAUCACUGUUGCUUAUCUGGUUUCUAGCUUCCAUCUACGUUCCCUCUUUUAAGUUUCUUGCAUUUCAUUGUUCAGGUUAGUCCUGUCCUUUCUGUCAUAUCCUGAGUAUCUUGUACAUCAUAGCCAUAUCUCUUCUGGUUCUUCUCUCUAAGGUCAUUAUUAUUAUAAUACAAACUAAGCACUAAACCUCUUCUAAGGUCAAUAGGUUGUUCCUUUAAUCUCUUGUAGCUUAAUCCCCUUAGCCCUGAGACUUUUUUUUUUUUUUUUUU
This is a messenger RNA of Cherax quadricarinatus, 1769 nucleotides long. Its product is annotated as aspartate dehydrogenase domain-containing protein. Lineage: Eukaryota; Metazoa; Arthropoda; Malacostraca; Decapoda; Parastacidae. Gene Ontology annotation, molecular function: NADP binding; L-aspartate dehydrogenase [NAD(P)+] activity. Gene Ontology annotation, biological process: NAD+ biosynthetic process. The record is from RefSeq and is a predicted model, not a curated record.